Molecule: messenger RNA, 1946 nt
Organism: Hevea brasiliensis (rubber tree)
Lineage: Eukaryota; Viridiplantae; Streptophyta; Magnoliopsida; Malpighiales; Euphorbiaceae
Product: pentatricopeptide repeat-containing protein At3g59040
Exons: 6
Coding region: 44-1819 (591 amino acids)
Molecular function (GO): protein binding
Source: RefSeq, a predicted model, not a curated record
AGACAUAUAUGCCACGGAGCAACUCAUCCAAAACUCUGCAGAAAUGGCUCCAACGCUGUACUUCAAGCCCUUUUUUUUUCAUCCUUCAAUUAAUUGGAACCCAUCAAAAGUGUUUGUCAAUCCUCUCAAUGUAAACGCUAAAAUCAGUGGGAGAUUAGAGGUAGUAGCUAUGGGUAUGUUGUCUCCUAGAAAAUUUUUGCAGAAGAGAAGGAGAAUGGAAGUAUUCAAAGACGCCGCUGAUGAAGCAGACCAGAAGAAUUGGAGGGGACUUAUGAAGCAAAUUGAGGACACGGGUUCUGCUGUUUCAGUUCUCAAAAGCAAGAGGACCCAGAAUCAUGCUCUUCCUAAAGACCUCGUUUUGGGUACUUUGGUUAGAUUUAAGCAGCUAAAGAAAUGGAAUCUUGUUGCUGAGAUUUUGGAAUGGCUUCGGACUCAGCAUUGGUGGGACUUCAAUGAAAUGGAUUCUCUCAUGCUUAUAACAGCUCAUGGAAAGCUAGGGAACUUCAACGAGGCUGAGAAGGUCUUGAGCUAUAUGAAUAAGAUGGGUUAUGUGCCAAAUGUUGUGUCCCAUACUGCCCUUAUGGAGGCCUAUGGAAGAGGAGCUCGAUAUAAUAAUGCUGAAGCCAUUUUUCGGAGGAUGCAAUUGUCUGGCCCUAAGCCUUCUGCUGUAACGUAUCAAAUAAUACUAAAAAUAUUUGUUGAGGGAAACAAGUUUAAGGAAGCUGAAGAAGUCUUUGAGACUCUUUUAAAUGAGGAAAAAUCGCCUUUGAGACCUGACCAAAAAAUGUUCCACAUGAUGAUAUUCAUGUAUAGAAAAGCUGGGAAUUACGAAAAAGCUCGUAAAAUAUUUUCACUAAUGACUGAGCGAAGAGUCCCACAAUCUACUGUCACAUAUAAUAGUCUGAUGUCAUUUGAGACCAAUUACAAGGAAGUUUCAAAAAUCUAUGACCAGAUGCAAAGAUCUGGUCUUCAACCUGAUGUUGUGAGCUAUGCAUUACUUAUCAAUGCUUAUGGAAAAGCUCGGAGGGAAGAAGAAGCUUUAGCUGUUUUUGAGGAGAUGCUGGAUGCAGGUGUCAGGCCGACCCACAAAGCAUAUAACAUUUUGCUUCAUGCCUUUGCAAUCUCGGGAAUGGUGGAGCAAGCUAGAGCGGUGUUCAAGAGCAUGAGAAGAGAUAGAUACACACCAGAUCUUUGCUCUUAUACAACAAUGUUAUCAGCCUACAUAAAUGCAUCUGACAUGGUUGGUGCUGAAAAUUUCUUCAAUAGACUGAAACAAGAUGGAUUUGAACCCAAUGUUGUCACUUGUGGGGUAUUGAUCAAAGGGUAUGCGAAGAUAAAUAAUCUUGAGAAGAUGAUGGAAAAGUAUGAAGAAAUGCAGUUAAAUGGUGUCAAAGCAAAUCAAACUAUUUUCACUACAAUAAUGGAUGCAUAUGGUAGGAACAAUGAUUUUGGAAGCGCUGUUAUUUGGUACAAGGAAAUGGAGAACCAUGGGGUUCCUCCUGACCGGAAAGCAAAGAACAUUCUUUUGUCUUUGGCCAAAACAGCUGAUGAACAGGAAGAAGCUAAUCAACUUGUAGGAAAUAUGGAUAAUUGUGGCAUUGUACAGAGCAUUAAUGUGGCUUCUAGGAUUAAUGAUAAUGAUGAUGAUGAUGAUGAUGAUGAUGAUGAUUGGGAUGACGACGGUGAUGACAUCGGUGAAGUAGAGAAUGCUGGAGAUACAAUUUUUAGUAAUCAAGAACAAGAAGAAUUGAUAGCUUUAAAUAAAGAUAAUCAUAAAAAUGGAGAAGGCCUACAUGCGCUUAAAGUUGUUGAUUUGUAGGUUUGUAGGCUUAUAAAUUUUCGGUUGAAUUUGUUAUUACUUUAGCUGCAAAAAUGAUUUUACUUAGGGUUGUCCGGUAAAUGCAACGGAUAAUUAAUAGUGGUCGCUGAAAGUUAAUAGCUAAUAA